AGCUCAUGUCUGGUUCUUAAUCAAGCUCCAGCCUUAAAAUUCUGUCUUUUUCCCCUUUUGUCGCCAUAUCUAUACUUGGUGGGUUUUUUUUCUCUUUCAAUCGUGUUUUUUCCCGGAAGAUUUCCUCAGAUUUUCCUUGUACUUUGUUUGACUAUGGAUUGAUCGGCUAAUCUUAUACUAAUCUUUAAUAUUGUUGGAGUUUUCUUCCUAGAUACGAUGUUGUAUUUGGUUCCCUUUUGGAUAGCUUUUUUAGUGGGAGUACUAGUUGGUUGGGCUUGGAAGCCGGACUGGACGGGCCAGGUAACACGGAAAUUGAGUCGCUGUCUAACCAAAUCACUGAAAUUCUCGUUGCCCUGGUCAUGUUUCAGCUCCUUGAAAAUGCAGUCAGACGGUUGUGAAUCUUGGCCCAUUGAUGAUGGAAACCAAGGGAAACCGCUCUUUUCUCCUUCUGAUUAUGAAAGUUGCAGUAGCAGAUGCUCCACAUCAGUGGUUAACGAAGGUCGUUCAAGUGUUGUAACUGGGGAGGAUUUGAAGCAUUUAUGGCAGCUUGUUGAGAUGAGGGACGGAGGUCCUACAUGGAUACAUAUGAUGGAUCGUUCUACUCCAAAUAUGAGCUAUCAUGCAUGGCGGAGAGACCCAAAUACUGGCCCUCCUCAGUACCGGACCAAAACUGUCUUCGAGAAUGCAACUGCAAAGAUGGUUAGGGACUUCUUCUGGGACGAUGAGUUCCGACCCAAGUGGGAUGACAUGCUUGCGUAUUCUGCGACCAUAGAAGAGUGUUCUACAGCAGGGACCAUGGUUGUUCAGUGGAUAAGAAAGUUUCCAUUCUUUUGCAGUGACAGGGAAUACAUAAUAGGUCGACGGAUAUGGGAAGUGGAUGGAUCUUACUACUGUGUGACAAAGGGAGUCUCAAGGCCUUCCAUUCCGCGACGUAGCAAACCUAGACGUGUGGACCUGUACUACUCAAGUUGGUACAUCCGAGCAGUGGAAUCAAGAAGAGGUAAUGGUCAACUGACUGCCUGUGAGGUUUUACUCUUCCAUUAUGAAGACAUGGGCAUCCCAUGGGAAAUAGCUAAGCUCGGAGUGCGACAGGGGAUGUGGGCAACGGUGAAGAAAAUCGAGCCCGGGUUACGUGCUUACCAAAAAGAAAGAGAAUCUCUAUCUUCUCUAUCUCAGUCCGCGUAUAUGGCUCAAAUCAACACCAAAAUAAGGGUCGACUACUUGAGAUCUUUGGCAAGCAAUGUAGAUUUAUCGAAGUCUGAUAUAGGAGAUACUUCCGAAAACCCUCUGGCUCCUAAUAUUUCAAGGGCACUAAUAUACGGUGGUCUGAUUGUUCUUGCUUGUAGCCUGGAUCAUCGGGUGUUGAGCAAGGUAUUUAUCUUUGGUACGGGUAGAAGGCUUGCAAACAGGGGAAAUGGACUGAAUUAGAGCGCCGCAAGGCGUAGGCUUAUAUUUUUUAAAUGAUAGAGGCAGAGGUUGUGUAUAUAUGUUUUACGUAUAUGUAUAUUCAUAAUUUAAGAGAGCUUGAUUGAUGGCUUUAUAAACUAACGCCGGGAAUUCCCACAUGGAAGCAGCUGAACCACUGGCGCAUAACUAUUGCUGUUAUGCUCAGCCACUUUCAUUUAGGAU
This is a messenger RNA of Hibiscus syriacus, 1629 nucleotides long. RefSeq lists its product as uncharacterized. Gene Ontology annotation, molecular function: lipid binding. Lineage: Eukaryota; Viridiplantae; Streptophyta; Magnoliopsida; Malvales; Malvaceae. The transcript is spliced from 6 exons. The record is from RefSeq and is a predicted model, not a curated record. Bases 217 to 1428 code for a protein of 403 amino acids.